This is a messenger RNA of Lampris incognitus (smalleye Pacific opah), 1701 nucleotides long. RefSeq names its product homeobox protein Hox-D4b-like. Bases 1 to 741 code for a protein of 246 amino acids. The record is from RefSeq and is a predicted model, not a curated record. The transcript has 2 exons. Gene Ontology annotation, cellular component: nucleus. Lineage: Eukaryota; Metazoa; Chordata; Actinopteri; Lampriformes; Lampridae. Gene Ontology annotation, molecular function: RNA polymerase II cis-regulatory region sequence-specific DNA binding; DNA-binding transcription factor activity, RNA polymerase II-specific. Gene Ontology annotation, biological process: embryonic skeletal system morphogenesis; regulation of transcription by RNA polymerase II; anterior/posterior pattern specification.
AUGGAGUCCUAUGUGGUGAGCUGCAAAUAUGUUGAGCCGCAGUUCCCACCUUGUGAGGAGGAUUACAGUAAUUUCAGUGACCAGGGAGGGUAUUAUGACCCCCAGGACAGUGGUAGUUAUGGAGGGGGCUACCAUCCCCAGCCCCCUCCGCCUCCGUACACGCCACAACAAACCAGCUAUCAACACCCGCUGCAGGGACAGCACCCGGCGCAUCAGCGGGAAGACGAGGGGCAGUCAGGGGUCCAGGGUGGGCGCUUCCCUGCCUACAGAGAGUCAAGCGGCCCGGUCAAGGAGCGAUUCUCCGUCGGGGAUCAGUGCCAGGUCUGGGUGACUUCCAAGUCGGUUCAGGUGCAGAGGAAGGUGGCAUGCCAGGGCAAGGACAAGGCGCCCAUUGUUGUCUAUCCGUGGAUGAGGAAAGUGCACAUCGCUCAUGUUAAUCCCAACCACACCGGGCCGGAGCCCAAGCGGCUGCGGACGGCCUACUCCCGCCGGCAGGUGCUGGAGAUGGAGAAGGAGUUCCACUUCAGCCGCUACCUGACGCGCCGCCGCCGGGUGGAGGUGGCCCAGGCGCUGUGCCUGUCCGAGCGCCAGGUCAAAGUGUGGUUCCAGAACCGGCGCAUGCGCUGGAAGAAAGACAACAAACUGCCCAACACUAAGGGAAAGAACAAGAACAGAAAAAACACGGACAACAACAACGACGACGACGACAACAACAACAACAACGAUGUGAAGGAAGCGUAACAGUGUGAGAAACGCGAUUGGUGGGGCAGGCAGAGUUUGGUCAUCGCAGGUUUCGGUGGCGUCCACCUCGGCGCCCCCGCCGCCUUGCUCCGCGGGGCCGCCUUAUCGGCGGUUCCAUCACUGUGCGCUGCAGAUACUAUGUCAGUGGUGAUGGUGUGGACCGAGUUGUUUUACAUUUACAUUGCAGCUUCUGCAGAAGGCUGCCGCCCCUCUACAGGUUUGGCUAAACUUUUUCGGUCCAUGGCUCUGAUUGAGGAAAGACGUCUAGUUUGGAGGAAACAGGGUUUAAUUUCUACAGGGUAGGAGAAAUACAGGGUCUUUUUUUUGUUUUGUUGUUGCUUAUAAAUAGAAUUAUACGUACUGUAUGCACGUCCUCGAAACGUCGGAUCCACCAACCGGCGCAUUGAAACCAAGAGCGAACCCAUUUGAUAGGAUAACAAGCCAUAUCUUCCAAAACAAAAACCAAACCUCAUAUAAGCUAUCUUAAAAGUGAGUUUUUUUAGCUAGUAAAUGUAGAGAAAAAAAGGUUAGUUUUCCUUUCAGCACUGAUGCAUAUCCUCUAGUUUUACACUGCAUUGUAAAUGUAUUGCUUAGUCUCAGUUACAGAGCUUUCCUACACACAUGGAGGCAAUGCAACGUCCAAAUACAUAAAGAAAAAAAAUAAAAACUAUGUAAGGACCAAAUCGGAGAUAAGAGUUUUUCUGCAUGACAGUAUAAUUCACUCAGGGUUACAGGGUUGACCAAAAAAAAAAAAAGGAAGAAUAAGAAGAAAAAAAGCCUAACUUUUGGAGCAAGGAUCAAAUGUUCUCUUAAAUUGUUUUAUUUAGAAGGGUUUUUUUUAUUAUUCUUUUUUUGUCUCCAGUUCAAUAUGCUGUUGUUGUUGUUGUUGUUAUUACACCAUAGUACUUAUUUUAUUUUGUAUUAUUUAGAAUAACUGUUGUAUUCUUUGUAGUAAUUAUA